UCGCUGCGCAUCAUCAUGAGUGCGCUGAAGCUGAUUGUCCUUCUGGCACUAGGAUGCGUUACGAAUGGAUUUGUUAUUCCCUUUAAGGGCUUGGAAUUGAAAAAGCAUGCCUUUCUGAGCCAUGUUGACAAUAUCAAAGAUCACAAAAUUGAAGCUCUGAAAUCCCUGGCUGGAAAAAUUAUCAUAGAAAAACCAUAUGCGCCACCAGUUGAUCCUCCUACACACUAUGGAGAAACUACAACUACUACUGCAGCACCACCACCACCACCUUUUCCCUACGCGCCACCUGUGAGUCCUCCAACGCACUACGGAGAAACAACAACUACCACAACAGCUGCUCCUCCUCCAACAACCGUUACAGUUCCAGUCACGACAACCCCACCUCCGCCACCUCCACCUCCUCCAACAACAACCACCACUACAGAGGUGCCAACGUAUCCGCCCUAUGUCCCUGCCAAGGAAUAUGGACCUCCAACAGAUCCUCCGAUCGAACAUCCGACCAUUCCUCCAUAUGUCCCACAUAUCGAAUAUGGACCUCCAACAGAUCCCCCCAUCGAACUUCCAACAAUUCCUCCAUAUGUCCCACACACAGAGUAUGGUAUCCCACAAAUCCCCGUUAUCCCAGAAAUCCCGGAAAUCAUAACCAUCCCACCUCCAGAACCCCACAACCCAGAAGACUGCCCGAAAACCUACCUCCAACCGGUCCUGUACCAGGUCCAAGAAACCUUCGGAGCCCAACCCGAUGGCGAGAUCAUUGUCUACCCGCCAACUUCCGACUCAGACCCGGAUCCAAAGUCGGUGGUGAUUCCGGUGAAGUCAGACAACGUGCGACCCGUUGUUGUUGGAGAACUGCAGGAACCGGUGAUUCCGGUUGUUGAGACCCUUCCCGCCCAGACGGUGCAAGCACUGCCGGUGAUCGAGUACAGUCAAGGCUCGCAAGGAAAUACUUUGUGGGGUGCAGAUGCGAUAGUGUUUUCUGAGGUUGAAACGCCCGAUCAAACGUCGACAGCGGAGUUUUCCGGGUAUGAGUAUGAAAUGCCGCAACCUGUGAGCGGUCUCAAUGUUCCAUGGUGA
Messenger RNA from Uranotaenia lowii, 1074 nucleotides. RefSeq lists its product as uncharacterized. The coding region runs from base 16 to 1074 and encodes 352 amino acids. The transcript has 2 exons. NCBI's taxonomy places the organism in Eukaryota, Metazoa, Arthropoda, Insecta, Diptera, Culicidae. The record is from RefSeq and is a predicted model, not a curated record.